AUGCCUCAGUUACCGCCCUACGAGUACACCGGCCCAGUUGACUGUAGCAUCCCGCCUGAUCGAACGCAACUGAGGGGGAAGAGUGUUGUUGUCACUGGAGGUGCAAAUGGCAUGGGAGAGGCAACGGUCCGUGCCCUUGCCGCAGAGGGGGCUUUUGUGACUAUUGCCGAUGUGAACGAAGAACGUGGGAGGGAUCUAGCAGCAGAGUUGCGUCCGAACGCACAAUUCGUGAAAUGCAAUAUUUCGUCAUGGGAAGAGCAGGUGCAAGUGUUCGAAGCGGCUAUUUCCAGUUCUCCACAUAAGAGUUGCGAUAUUGUCAUCGCCAACGCGGGCAUCAGUCGCGCGAGUGGAGAUGACCUGUGGCCACUGGACGAUCCGAAUCAGCCUCCCGUGAAGCCCGAACUGCGCAUCAUGGAUGUCAAUAUGACCGGGACUCUUUACACCUGGAAACUGGCGGUGCAUUAUUUCCGCAGGCAGCCUAAUACCGCGGAUCGAGAUAGAUGUUUCAUUAUUACAGGGAGCAUGGUCGCGUGGAUUGACUCGCCUGCAAACUGGCAAUAUACAUGCAGUAAAUACGGGCUCCGAGGGCUGAUGCGGGUCGCUCGACGCAGCUCGUGGGAGCAGGGGAUUCGCAUAAACUAUGUCGCCCCAUGUUAUAUCAAAAGCGCCAUACGCUCGCCCGAGUACGAAGCAGAGUUAACAAAAAAGGGCGUAGAAUUUGCGCCGCAGGAAGACGUCGCAGAGUGUAUGAUGAAGCUGGCCACCGAUCGAACAAUUAACGGUCAUUCAUUGAUGAUAACACCCAAGUCUGUGGCGAAGGAGGGGUAUAAAGAUGUUGAUAUGGAUGAUCAUAUUGAUGAAGGAUAUUUCAAACGAACGCAGGAGGUUCAGCUAAAGAUCAUCGGGGAUAGGUGGGAUGAAGGAUGGAGCAAGAACCGAACUGCAGAGGGAGCGCCCCGGGGAAUUGAUACUCAUUGA
This is a messenger RNA of Aspergillus affinis, 978 nucleotides long. Its product is annotated as short chain dehydrogenase/ reductase. The record is from RefSeq and is a predicted model, not a curated record. The transcript has 8 exons. NCBI's taxonomy places the organism in Eukaryota, Fungi, Ascomycota, Eurotiomycetes, Eurotiales, Aspergillaceae. Bases 1 to 978 code for a protein of 325 amino acids. Gene Ontology annotation, molecular function: oxidoreductase activity.